Molecule: messenger RNA, 5136 nt
Organism: Purpureocillium lilacinum
Lineage: Eukaryota; Fungi; Ascomycota; Sordariomycetes; Hypocreales; Ophiocordycipitaceae
Source: RefSeq, a predicted model, not a curated record
AUGACGACGCAUCUGCUGGCCUCGGAGCUGGCCAACCUCAUCCAAGAGAGCAAGCGCAAGCACAAUGACCUGCGACAGGCUGCAGAAAAGUCCCUCGAAGAACUCAAGCAGCUGGGAAAUGUGUCCGAGCAGGCGGCCCCGGAGCUGCUCUCCCAGAAGCCAAGCUUCGUCAACCCCUUCAUCAUUGCGUGCGGCACCAAGAACGCCAAGUUUACCGGCAUCGCCAUCGUAUGCCUGCAGCGCCUGAUUGUCGCCCGCGCGCUGCCCCGCGCCAAGCUGAACCAGGUCCUCGAGGCCUUGAUGCAGGCCUCGUCGGCAGGGCUCGACGUGCAGCUCAAGAUCCUCCAGGCGCUGCCUUCGCUUCUGCAGAACUAUGCCGACGACAUUCGUGGCGAGUUGCUGGUCACGGCGCUCAACAUUUGCUUCAUCCUGCAGAGCAGCAAGAAUGCCAUUGUCAACAACACGUCCGCAGCAACCUUGCAGCAGCUGGUCGUGUCCGUCUUCGACAAGGUCGUCGCCGAGGACAAAAAUGGAGCCGACGUCCCGGUGGCGGGCGAAGCGUCCACCCCAGAUGGCAGCGUCGAGCUGCGAGCUGCGGCUCUCGACGCCUACAGAAUCUUCCACGACUUGUGCCUCAUGACCGAGAAUCAGCGUCCCGAGUUCCUGCGCUUCUCGGGCCUGCCGCAAACGUUCGGCCUGGAGCUGAUAGAAUCCGUCAUCACCAAUCACGCGGCCGUGUUCACCACCCACCCUGAGCAGGCUCAGAUCCUUCGAACUCGAGUCAUGCCUCUCGUCGUGAGUGCUCUCAAGGGCAAGCCGUCGUUUGCCACGUCGGUGCGGCUUGUGCGCAUUCUCUACACCAUGUUGCGGCGCCACAUCGGCAUCCUGCCCUCCGAGUGCGGAGACGCCCUCGAGAUCCUCACGCAGCUGCUCGACCACGACACCGCCCUUUGGAAACGAGCGCUCUGUAUGGAGGUGUUUCGCGGUGUCUUUGCCGAGCAUGCUCUCGUACGACGCAUAUUUGCCCUCUACGAUGCCAAGGAGGGCGAGAGAGACAUCCUCAAGACACUCACGGCGACCUUUGUGCGGCUGAGCACGGAAAAGCCUGCGGUGAUUGGCCUCGGGCCCCAAUCGACAAUACCCGCAGCUGACAUGUCCGACUCGUCCACCACGCCGUCGGACCAAGCCAUGCUGGAGGCGAGCGGCGUGACGGGAAUCAUUGGCAGCACAGUCGGGUCAGAGAGGCCAAGUACUGGCAUCAGCACUCAGUGGAGCUCGGUCCGUGUCCCGUGCAUCGACCAGCUAGACAAGACGGACCCGCCGCCAAUACCGGAAUCCUACAUCUAUAGUCUCGUUUUGGCUUGCCUAUCCUAUCUUUCCGACGGCCUCGCCAAGUUCGUCCUGCCCCUUACCGUUCCUAGCGAAAGCAGAGGACGCCGGAAAGCCUCGAAACAGGACGCCGGCAGAGACUCGCCAGACCAGAGUGCAACAGACUCCUCACAACCCAGAACACGACCGGAAAGAUCUGGCUCGUUCAAGCGCAACCCCGUGCCAGCCAACCCGCUCGACCUAGUUGAUCACCCUAUGUACCCGGAGAUCAAGAUUUGCGCCUCGAUCGUCGACGAGUGCUGGCCAGCUAUUUUGGCCACGUGCUCGACCUUCCUGUACGCAGCUCUGGACCAGGAAUACUACCAUGGACUCGUACGGGCGUUUCAGAGAUUCGCUCACGUUGCGGGUCUGCUUCAUCUGUCAACUCCAAGGGACGCGUUCCUGACCACGCUUGGGAAAUCAGCAGUCCCUCCCAACGUGCUUACUGCGUGCCAUAGCCAGGGCCAGGCGCGUGUCACCACACCGACUGCCGCUCCCGAGACGCCAAACACCCUGUUCAGCAACGCAAGAGGUCUCCUGAGUGUCGAGGCGCUUACACCUUUAUCACCCUCAGCUGAGAAGCAGCGGCAAGCGUCUUUCGAUGCGGCUACGGCAAGCCUAAACACGCGCAACCUCCUGUGCCUCCGAGCACUCCUGAACCUUGGCAUUGCCCUUGGGCCGACGCUUGGCAACGCUUGGGGGAUCAUACUCGAGACACUUCAGCAGGCCGAUUAUGUUCUCUUUGUCACGGGCAAGGCCCCAGGGAGGACUCCGUCGCUCAGCCGUGGCCAAGACCAGCCCGAGGGUGACAACAGCUCGCUCAUGUCAAAUUUCAACCACGAGGUCCGCUCAGUUGAGACUGCCGCAUCCCGGCUCAUCGAGAGCAGCGUCGACUUUCCCAACCCAUCAUUCAUGGAAGUAGUAGAGGCAAUGUGUGGUCUUCUCGAGCAGGGUCCUGGAGAUGCUCUGGCAGUGAACAACAAGGGCCAGUCACCCCCGGCUGCCGACAAGCCGCUCCGUCCGCCCCCUGGCCAGCACCGGCGAGUUCUAAGCUUCUCCAGCCCAGCCGCCGGGUCCUCGACGCAGGAAUAUCUCUUCGCAUUGGCCAAGCUUGGUGAGAUUGCAGCCAUCAACAUUGGGCGGCUCUUGACAACCGAUCCGGCAGCCUCGGGCUGGGACAGGUUGACUGAAGAGCUCAUCCAUACGCUCGACUCGCCGGCCAUGGCUCCGCCAGUGCGGGUCAAGGCCGCCGAGACCCUCGCACGGUUGAUGCUGGAAUCUGCCAACGCUGCCACAUCCAUGUCUGCGGAAUCUCGGGGACCGAUUCAGCUACGAGUGCUGGGCGCAUUACGUGAGGCUUUGAAGCCACUACUGAAACAUGCCAGAGGCGCAUCCGUCGCCAACGUCGCUACAGACGUGGACGUCCACAGGAUAAUCCUCGAAGGCUUAAAAAGCAUCGUGGAGGGUUGCGGGGAGAAUCUCGUCAGCGGCUGGGAUGUGACAUUUGACAUCAUCGGCACUGUUUUCGACUCCAUGCCGCCGGUCGCAGAAAGACGAGGCUCCGUCGCUAAUCCUGGGCUGCUCACCACUCGGUCCUCGAAGCUCGUCCGGUCGGCCUUUAGCUCCUUGCAGCUCAUCUGCUCCGAUUUCCUGGCUUCCUUGCCAAACUCUUGUUUCCUUAUCCUGGUGGACACUCUGUACAAGUUUUGCUCACAGGAUGACGACCUCAACAUAGCUCUUACGACCGUCACGUUCUUCUGGGUGCUCUCCGACUUUUUGUCCGCCAAAGGCGAAAGCCUGGGAAUCACUGCCGAGCUGAUGCAGGGCGCAAACGACUCGGGGCUGGAGAAGCUGGCCGCCGAUCGCAGCCAACCCGGAUCCGAUGCAGCGCUGUGGAUGCUGCUCCUUCUAAGACUAACGAAGGUCGCUUCAGACGAGAGGUUGGAGCUGCGCAACAGCGCCAUUCAGACUCUGCUCCGCAUUUUCGACGCGUACGGCGAUCGCCUCAGUCCGGAGGCCUGGUCCAUCUGCAUCAAGUCUGUCAUAUUUCAGCUCAUCUCGUCGCUCGAGGAUGAGCUCAAGGGAGCCGAAGACGCAGAGUCGGAAGAAACAAAUCGAGAAGAGUGGCACGGGACAGCCGUCGUCGUGCUCAACGGCAUCUCGACCCUCUUGGCCAACUAUAUCGACAAACUGACGGCACAUCCCUCCUUCAACCAACUGUGGCGCGAACUACUGGGCCAUUUCGCGCAGCUCCUCGACUUCCACAUUCUCGAUAUCAACACUGCUACGUUCAAGGCAUUGAGCCAUGUAUUGUCACAAACCGGCAGCGACCAGAAAUCCGUGUUCAACGAUACUACGGUCGAAUUCGCAUGGGACCUGUGGUCGCGCGGUAUACCAGUUUCCAGGAGCACCGCGGGCAAAGUCGAAGAUAACCAGAACUGCCUGAUCGCUUACGUCGCAGCUCUCCGUGAGGUGUACAAGCUGAUUCAAGGCAAGCUGGACGUUGGGAGGGUGAAGCGUAUCCUCACGUUGCUGCGCGAAACUGUCGAGGAGGCAUCCGUCGGGGGCUACGUUAUGGAUAUCGAGUCCGCCACGCCUUUACAGACACAGACCUUGGCCGCUGUCCAGAUGAUUCGGACGGACGUGGACGGGGUGCCGUCGGCGAUGAUCAACCAGGUCUCGGAGUUUGUCACCCUGGCGUACGAGCUGGGACAGACGAGUGACUCCGCUGGCCCGAGACGCACGUACAUUGCCAUGUCGAAGGCGAGCAUGAAGAUCCUGGAGGGUCUCGUUGUAACCCAUGCGUCCGACAAGGAUGUCUACACAAGCGGCGCGCUUGUCACAGCCCUGUCCGCGCUGUAUAAGCCCAUUGCGCUCAAAUACCAGUUCCGCACUGUGACCAAGUCAACGCAGCCGUGGCGGCUGGCGACCUCGUCCGCCUUGGGGGUCCUGGAGGCGACGCUGAGCAGACUUGGGCCGCUGAGUGUCCCCCGCAAGACGGUCGAGACCAUAUGGGCAGUCGUCGCAUCCGUGGCGGAUGGCAUUGUCAGCGCAGAGACAGAAACGGCACCGGUUGGGACCAACUUCGCCGACGACGAAGCCUUUGAUAUCGAGUCGUUUCACAAGCUCCGCGCAUUGAUCAUUCCUGCGCUCGGCGGGGAAGCAGUGGCAGACAAGACAAGAAGAGCCUACGCCAGGAGUCUCUUCCGGACGUCGAUCAUCCACAGACUGACGUCAGAUGAAGAGUCCCUGACAGAAAAGGGCGACGUCGCUGGCCUGUCGGCACUAUACGCGCCGCGACCGGGGCGGACGGUCGCGGCUCCGCCGUCGACGCGCGCACAGAUGGCAUACGUCGUAUUUGACGAGCUCUUUGCUCUCGUCGCUGCGCAGGACCCCACGUCGGCUGGCGAGACCAAGUCCGUAUCCGCGGCUCGAUCCCGAAUCGCCCGGACGACCGCACCGUUCCUCAUUCUCCGAUGCGCGCUGACGUUGCGAGCAUACGUCGCCGAUCAGCCGCUGCGGGGGAAGAUGCCGCAGCCGCUGAGCCAGCGCAAGGAGCUGACUUGGACGCUGAGAAAGCUGGUCGAGCUGGAGAGCGACAGCGCAGCCAUUCCAGCGGUUAAGGGGGCAGAAGGCGAGGGCAGGAAGCAUCUGCUGAGGCUGUACCCCUUGCUGGUCAAGUCGCUUGGUGUGGGAGGGGACGCCAAGGUCCUGGAAUUGUUGAGGUCGGCUCUGGAAGUUGUAGGGGAUGAGUUGGGGAUUGUGUAA